Molecule: messenger RNA, 2952 nt
Organism: Penicillium maclennaniae
Lineage: Eukaryota; Fungi; Ascomycota; Eurotiomycetes; Eurotiales; Aspergillaceae
Gene: nut1
Product: putative RNA polymerase II mediator complex subunit Nut1
Exons: 7
Coding region: 1-2952 (983 amino acids)
Biological process (GO): regulation of transcription by RNA polymerase II
Cellular component (GO): mediator complex
Molecular function (GO): transcription coregulator activity
Source: RefSeq, a predicted model, not a curated record
AUGAUGCUGCCCGACACAGCAUCCUCGGAACAAUGGAAGACCUUCCUCCACCGAUGCCUAGCGCAUCGAGUAGAUGUCGACGAAUUCAAAGGCCUAACCAAGCUGAUGCUGGCUCGAUCCCCAGUCAAAGAGGAUGAACUCCUUGAUCUGCUCUUGGAGGCGCGUGCAAGCUCCGUGAUUGCCUGGGACCCACUGUUACCUGUCUAUGUUGACAGUCUAUGCAAGAGUGGGCGGGUUAAGAGCGCCGCGGCGCUCGUUGCGCUAUUGAAGCAUUCUUCUAUCCGGGGCCUGAGCGUUAAAAGGAGGGCGAGUACGCUUAUGACAGACAUUAAGGUCAUCCAAGAUGUCAUGAUGGCUGUGAGUACUGGGAGUAUUCCUCGGUCUGUUGCUGAGGCGGCGGACCUUUAUGCAGCUACUGUUGAGUGGAUUGUGGCUGUUUCGCUCGGUAUUCUUCUUGCCGCGCUGUCUGGGACGACGAAGGGUCUGGAGAUGUUGUCCAGUCAUGACCGUCAAGAUUUGAAAACAAAGUUGGGUCAGGCGUUAUCUAGCUAUCUGCCCCUGUGCGUCGAUGUAUCUCUGCCAUUGCGGCAUCGGUUGGAUACGAUUCAGAAAGAUUUCAAUCUCUUUGGAGAGCAAUCUUCUAAAUCGAUGGAGCAUUCUGCCAUCGACGGUAUGAAUGUCAACGCUCUCCAGUUUGAGGCGUCGGUUAUGGACGGUCCUGUCAUCAACACUAGAGCUGGUCUCUAUGUGUAUCUAAACUCCGUGCUUGUUGGUCGCCCGUUGGUUGAUGACAAUAUCCUCAUUAACUACCUCACCAAUCGCUACGAGGGCCACCAAGAAGCCCUUGUCGCAGAUAUAAUCACGGCGUCCUUCGACGUGCUGUCCAAUGGCGUCUAUCGCACUGAGUCCAGUCGGACUAUGUUCUUAUUCCGGUCCUUCCUUGUCAACAAACUUCCAGCAUUCUUUGCGGCCAUGACUGCAGCUUCGAUGGUGCCCAUCAGUAUUGAGAUGUGUAUUACACAAGCGCUCAGCCGACUGGAUCCGAAUGCCUUCCCUUCCUUUUCUCAGAUGUUCUCUAUGCAAGGCAGUAGCGUUCUAUCGGAUGCUCGUCAGGAAUUUCUGUUUGCCUGCGCGUCCCACAGACUCAUCACCGAGACCAGCAUCGAACGUCUUCUGGGCGAGAACCCCAUGCAAACCUUACCGGUUGGCGGUCCUUACCACAAGGAUGACCUUGUCUCACAAAUCAGCUCUAACCUCGAACGGGCGGAUCAAUUGGUCGGUGAAAUUGAGUCCAUGGAGGGCAAUGCCGGUGCUAUUGUCGGAGCCAUUACUGAGGUCAUGUUCAACCUGUGCAACCAAAAAGAGACCAUGACUCUAAAGAACAUCUGCAAUUCCCUUUCACGGCGCCCCCAAGCACUGGAUGUCAUGCUUCUUUUCCGAACUACCAAGCAAAUCCUUCAACCUCUCUGUGCCCUCUUGGACUCUUGGCGAUGGGAUGAUGAUCAGAGCGAGAACCAGCCAGUUUAUGAUGAAUUCGGAAGCAUUUUGCUUCUAGUUCUGGUAUUCAAGUAUCGCUAUGACUUGAGUCCGUCCGAUAUGGGAAUCUCGAGCAAUGACUCAUUUGUGCUGAAACUACUGGACAGGGGCUCCUGCAGCUUGAAACUGACGGAGCUGAGCGAGAAGCAGAACAAGGAUAUAGGUGGCUGGAUUGCGGCUUUGUUCAUUGCUGAGGGUAUCAGUGAAGAAACCAUGUCUGCUUGUAGUCCCCAGGAAUUCUAUAUGCUAGUUGCGACGCUUUUCGACCAGAGCCUAGGCGCAUGCGAAUCUGGAAAACUGGACUUUGAGACGUUGAAGGGCGGUUUCGAAUACCUUCUCGAACCCUUUCUACUACCAUCCCUAGUCGUCGCAUUGACCUGGCUCGGCAAUCAUAUCUGGGAAUCCGAGAUCGAUCCUACAAUCCCACUACAAACCCUUCUCUCUCUUGUCAAGCCUAACUCCAUCUCCGGCGAAGCGCAAGCCAUCCACCAAACAGUCCUGAAUAUCACCGCCCGUCCCUUAGAAGAACAGCUCAAAGACGUCCGAACACGGCACCAAUCCCGCACCGACAUCAAACCCAUCCUCGACUCCCUUGAACCCUACCUUUCCUUCCGCCGAGUCGGCAGCUGCCACCGAUCCGAACUCGACAACUGGGCCGCCCAAACAGCAGGCGGCCUCCCAGGAAGUAUCCGCAACACCCUCCAAUCACUCGUCCUCUGGAGCGCAAGUUCCGAGAUCACUCUCGCACCCCAGUCCUACACCCACCGUCAGCUUCUCGCGGGGAUUCGCAUCCUCGGUUCGGCGCGCAUAUUAACCGCAAUCCUCGACGAAGUCAAGCAGCAAACAGAAGCAGGAAGCGGUGAUCUUGCACUCGAUAUCGCGGCGACUAUGAUCUGCGCACCUAUGGCUGAGUCUUUCGCCGUGGACCAGAACACCUGCCACCCAGUUGAUUCGAGCAAGGAAGCUCUCCCCCGCUGCCCGGUCCUCACCCUCCGCGAUGCACUUGCCCUGCAACACGAUACCGUGCCUAAAAUCUCCGAGAAAGAUCCCCUGCGCGCACAGGUCGUCGUCCGCCUCUGGCGCCGCGUCGUGUCCAACAUCGACGUCAGCAAUAUCAUUCAUAACAUGCACCUCGGUGUCGAAGGCCAAGAUCGCAUGGAUCUUGAACCUACCGCCGGCGUUGGUGUCGACGAUGAGACCGAUAAUAUCAACCAGAUGCUUGAUGAUGCCACUGCUGCGGCGGCGGCGGGUAUCGAUACUGGUGUUGUUGGGCAUGAUAUGGGACAGGGUCUCGGACAAGAUAUGGGGUUGGGUACAGGGACAGGCAUGGAUGACAUCGAUGAUGUGCUCAAUGCUGCGGAUAUGGCAGUUGGGAAUCCGGAAUUCUUGGAUUUAGAUAUGGAGGGGAUGUUCUAG